Molecule: messenger RNA, 156 nt
Organism: Melampsora larici-populina 98AG31
Lineage: Eukaryota; Fungi; Basidiomycota; Pucciniomycetes; Pucciniales; Melampsoraceae
Exons: 3
Coding region: 1-156 (51 amino acids)
Source: RefSeq, a predicted model, not a curated record
AUGAAUGAACUCCGGAUGGGUACAACAGGGACGCUCAAAGAUGUAAUCAGAUUAGGUGAGGACAUGCCUGAUUGGGUGAUAAGCUUGAGAACACCGUAUUAUCUUGUUGAGACGGCUAUUGGUCCACUUCCUUUCCCUACCAUUUUUCGUGUGUGA